UCUAGGGGCGGAUAGAUCCCCGCCUCCCCACCUCGCUCGAGGCUAGUGGCAAGAGCAAUUCCCAACACCUUUUCAUUUGCCAGUCUCUCGUGUUUAGAGUCAUUUCAAAAUCAGUAACCAUGUCCAAAAUCGCUCUCAUCACCGGCAGCACACGCACCCCUCGUGUAGGAACCGACGUUGCAGGAUGGGUUCAUGAGGUGAUCAAGUCACGCCCGGAAGAUAAGCUAGAGGUCGAACCUUUGUCCAUCGCCGACUUCAACCUGCCAAUCUUUGACGAGCCCGUCAUGCCCGCAAUGGUCCCAGCCAUGAAGCAGUUCACCAAGGAUCACUCCAAGAAAUGGAGCGAAGCCAUCGCUUCCUUCCAGGGCUAUAUCUUCGUCAUCCCCGAGUACAAUGGUAGUAUGUCAGGGGCCACCAAGAACGCCAUCGACUACCUGUACAACGAGUGGCCAGGGAAGCCUGUGGCCGUCAUCAGCUACGGCUCACAUGGCGGGGAGCGCGCCAAUAAGCAUCUCAGCGAGAGCCUGGAGCUUGUCAUGAAGAUGAAGGUCGCCCCGACCAAGGUCCAGCUCGCCUUCGCCCCAGGUACCGACGUCUUCGCCGCCAUCAACGACGGCGUCUUGGGCGAGGACACUAAGAAGGCGUGGACUGAGGCCGGAGCGAAGGAUCAGAUCCUCAAGGCUUUCGGGGAAGUCAAGGAGAUUCUAGUGCAGUAGGAAUGGGAUAGGACAGUCUGAAACCGACAAAACACCUACCUAGACAUGCUAGGUCGACCCUCACCAAUAAAAAUCAAGUUUGAUAAAUAAUUUAAACACUGCUUAGUUCUUGCAUAGUAAAAAGUAAACCCAAACAACAUAUUAGUCCAUUGAAAUACAUCAUUGGACAUGAUGCAGUCACUUAAUUUCCAUCCUUCUAUCCUGCGAG
Bipolaris sorokiniana ND90Pr is the source of this 924-nucleotide messenger RNA. RefSeq lists its product as uncharacterized. Gene Ontology annotation, molecular function: oxidoreductase activity; FMN binding. Gene Ontology annotation, cellular component: cytosol. The transcript is spliced from 2 exons. The record is from RefSeq and is a predicted model, not a curated record. NCBI's taxonomy places the organism in Eukaryota, Fungi, Ascomycota, Dothideomycetes, Pleosporales, Pleosporaceae. The coding region runs from base 120 to 716 and encodes 198 amino acids.